AAUAAUGUCGCCAAAGAAGUUGUCAAACAAAUCGUUGUCGUCGUCGUCGGCGGCGAUGAAUACAAAGACAACAGACUCGACAUCGUUGUCGUCGCCGUCGCCGACAAAAAGGGUCCGAUCGGCUCUUGUGGACAAUGAGGACACUGACGUAACAAUCAUUGUGGACAAGAGUCACCUGAAGAUGACCGCCGCCGCCGACAACGAUUUAGUCGGCGAUGGAUUGAAUAACCGCCACAACACUCGCGACGGCUGUGGUGGUGGUAAUGACGGCGGCGGUGGCGGUACGUCCAGCGAUGAUGAUGAUGACGAUGUGAACAAAAUGUUGGCGUCGACUACAACGAGUACGUCCGCCACCGCUGCCGCCAUCAUUGCCGACAACUAUUUUAUGGCUCAACGCCGUCAUCAACAGCGAACAAAACGGUCGACUACCGGUGCCGAUAGCGACCAAAUGAAAAAUAAAAGCACUUCGGAAACUAUGGCCAAAGUUAUGAAAGACUUUGAUCUGACCGAAGACCAGAUUAAAGUGAUUGUCGAUCGACAGUCUGUAGCGGAACGGAAGCAUCUGAUGGAUACUUAUGUCAAUAAUAACUGUUUUGACGAUUGGAUGAGUCAGUUGUGUUGCGGUUUCAAUGUCCUGCUCUACGGUUUGGGUUCAAAGCGAAAGCUGAUGGAAACGUUUGCCGAAAAACAUCUAUCAGAUGAACACCACAUAGUCAUCAAUGGCUACAACAAUGAGGCGUCGCUCAGACACAUUAUACUGGUUUUGAGCGAAGUAUUAGACGAAUCAAUAGUCGACAACAACAUGAAGAUUAUCGACAAAUUAAAUUCAAUUGAAUUUGAUCUCUAUUUGGUUAUACAUUCCAUUGAUUUUUUGUUUGCCACAAAUCCGAAAAUCAAAUCAUUUAUUGGCCAACUAGUUGUUCCGCACCGAUGUUCGCGCAUCAGAAUUAUAGCCAGCGUUGACCACAUCAACAGUGGACUGAUUUGGUCGACCACUGAGGCCAACGCUUACCGAUGGUUGUGGUUCAAUGUACCGACACUCGAGUCCUAUUCAGUGGAAAAAGCGUUCAGCACUGGCCUAUCGAUGCUAACCGGUUCGGCAAAAAGUUGGUCACAAUCGCUAACCUAUUCAUCUGUUAAACAUGUAUUUGAUUCGUUGACAACAAACGCACAAAAGAUAUUUCUACUAAUUUUACAGCAUUUUGUCGAUAAGGAUGUGUCGAACACUAAUAAUAAUAAUAAUAAUAACGGCUUUCCGUUUGCCGAUUGUUAUGAUUUGUGUCGGGAAGAGAUGUUAGUCAUAUCGGAGACAACACUCAGAGCACAGAUCAGUGAAUUCAAAGAUCAUAGACUAUUGAAGUCGAAGAAGGGCUGCGACGGCGGAGAAGUGAUUGUCGUUUGUUUAGAUAAAACUGUUGUCCAAAGCUUUUUAGAUAGUCAUCCAAAUAAUGAUUAUUGA
Messenger RNA from Oppia nitens, 1459 nucleotides. It is a transcript of the gene Orc2, whose product is annotated as origin recognition complex subunit 2-like. The transcript has 3 exons. The coding region runs from base 5 to 1459 and encodes 484 amino acids. Gene Ontology annotation, biological process: DNA replication. Gene Ontology annotation, cellular component: nuclear origin of replication recognition complex; nucleus. The record is from RefSeq and is a predicted model, not a curated record. Lineage: Eukaryota; Metazoa; Arthropoda; Arachnida; Sarcoptiformes; Oppiidae. Gene Ontology annotation, molecular function: DNA replication origin binding.